Molecule: messenger RNA, 401 nt
Organism: Heterotrigona itama
Lineage: Eukaryota; Metazoa; Arthropoda; Insecta; Hymenoptera; Apidae
Source: the annotation of a GenBank genome assembly
CAGCCGAACGUCAAGUUAUUCAUUUUCCAAGGUGGUCGGCAGAGCAGCGACGAAGCUAUCCACUUCGCAGUGCCAGUUCUUGGGUUCGCGAUUUUCGUCGAUCAAGAUUAUCAAGUAGGCAGAAUGGAAGCUCUGGGCAUUGGCAAACGUUUGGAAAUUACAACUGUCACGAAAGACGAACUUGAAAGUAGUAUUAUCGAGCUCAUAACUAAUAAAGAAAUGUGCCUUAUCUUCGCUCAACUCUGAUUUUCCAACCUUCGUAUCAAUAUUGCGACUGGGACAUCAUAGGAUUCUUGACGAUCGUAGCUUUCCUAAUCGCUUCAAGCACGCUUGUUCUAAUUGCCAAGCUCACAGUUCACCUACAUAAGCAAAUCUUCCCGUCUGAAAAACUGAAGACGAAU